UCAGAUGCUUCUGGAAUGGAUCAAUGAUGUGUUGGCAGAUGACAGAAUUAUUGUCAAAGAUAUUGAGGAAGAUCUCUUUGAUGGACAGAUUCUGCAAAAGUUAAUUGAGAAGCUGGCUGGGAUCAGGGUAAAGGUGCCGGAGGUGACCCAGUCAGAGCAGGCCCAGAAACAGAAGCUCUGGAUUGUACUGGAUGUCAUCAAUGAGAAAUUACAGCUGCCUCCUGCCUGGAGUCAAUCCAAGUGGAGCAUAGACAGUAUUCACUCGAAGAACUUAGUAGCUAUUUUGCAUCUGUUGGUGAGCCUAGCUCGUCACUUCAGGGCACCAAUCCGACUACCUGAAAAUGUCUGUAUCACACUGAUGGUUGUACAG
Messenger RNA from Mizuhopecten yessoensis (Yesso scallop), 370 nucleotides. Its product is annotated as beta-parvin-like. Lineage: Eukaryota; Metazoa; Mollusca; Bivalvia; Pectinida; Pectinidae. Gene Ontology annotation, biological process: cell projection assembly; actin cytoskeleton organization; establishment or maintenance of cell polarity. The record is from RefSeq and is a predicted model, not a curated record. Gene Ontology annotation, molecular function: actin binding. Gene Ontology annotation, cellular component: actin cytoskeleton; cytoplasm; focal adhesion. The annotation marks the transcript as partial. The transcript is spliced from 3 exons.